CCUGAAGAUGGUACACUGGCACGACGCCGAUGUACAGAGACCUUGAUGACUUUGCUGCGGAAAAUCUCAAAGUUCUCUUUUCCGAAAGACUUUCCAGAACUUUCCGAAUUUUUCGCUUCCUAUUUCCAGGCUUUUGCGGAAGAUUUAAGAUCAAUAGCGUUAGCGGGACAAUCACAAUCGCAACUUCCUGAAAGGGCUGUGGUGAUAAGUUUAGCGAGAAGACUACUGGGAAUACCAUCCGGCGCUGGUGUAGGUGUAGUUGGUGGAGGUGGAGGAGCCAAUGCGAAUCAUGCAGGAUCAACCUCGAGUGGUCCACAAUCAUCCUCAUCAUCUUCUACG
This is a messenger RNA of Amoebophrya sp. A25, 339 nucleotides long. The record is from the annotation of a GenBank genome assembly. NCBI's taxonomy places the organism in Eukaryota, Dinophyceae, Syndiniales, Amoebophryaceae.